Molecule: messenger RNA, 1255 nt
Organism: Thunnus maccoyii (southern bluefin tuna)
Lineage: Eukaryota; Metazoa; Chordata; Actinopteri; Scombriformes; Scombridae
Product: adhesion G protein-coupled receptor L3-like
Exons: 6
Coding region: 698-1186 (162 amino acids)
Biological process (GO): signal transduction
Molecular function (GO): carbohydrate binding
Source: RefSeq, a predicted model, not a curated record
CGCUCCUCUCGCCGGGCUGCGCUCUGAUCAACCGAGCAUCCACCGCGCCUCCAAAUUGGUUUGUCAUUUCUGACCCCUCUCUCUCUGUGUUGACCACGGUCCUCUGCUCCGCUGCGCUCUGCGCCUGUGGACUUCAGCAGAAGUCAGUAAGAACAUAAAGGCACCCGGGAAAGAUAAAGAGAGAGAGAAAGGGAGGGAGGGGAGGAAGGAAGGGAUACAGACAGACGGAUAGGGACAGAGAUACGCCUCUAUCCUCCUCCAGCUCUCCACUGGACUUAGUGCAUUUGGAUGGACGAGAUACAUCCUCUUGUGUGAGCGCUGAUCAGGAUACUAAGCACGCAGCUAUUGGUUUAUUACAUCCUCAGCUUUAUUCUCAUCCGCUCUUUCGUUAACAUUUGUCCACGUCGUUUUUUUUUUGCUUUUUUUUUGCGUCGGGAAGAAUUAAGCACAGAACCGGAGUCGAGGCGCCAAGCAGUCAAAUUAUUUAUCGACUGGAAAGAUAUAUUUCUAUCCAAGAUCUGCGUUCUGGGGACUAUAUGAAAGAGCGCGGAAAAGGUUAUUCCUGACUCUCUGCGCUGGAUGUGGACAGCCUGUAUGCGCUGGUGAUACGGACUAGGACGUCCAGCUGCCAUUGAGAUGUGAUUCUCUGGGCUUUCAUUUCACUUUGACAGAGCAACGUACACUAUAACAGGCCUGUAUGGUGACAGGAACACUGAGCUGUGAGAGAAACAGUUUACCACAAGACCGUCGGGGCUCAGCAGGAAGUACCUCCCUAUCUACUUCCAGGUCAACCUCAGACGUCAUGUGGACCAGAUGCCUGCUCUUCGUCUCAAUCUUGUUUGCUCCCAUUGCCAUUGCCUCCAGCCGUGCCCCGAUCCCCAUGGCAGUGGUGCGCAGGGAGCUGUCCUGUGAAUCUUAUCCCAUCGAGCUCCGCUGCCCAGGCACAGACGUCAUCAUGAUCGAGAGCGCCAACUACGGCCGCACCGACGACAAGAUCUGCGAUUCGGACCCCGCUCAGAUGGAGAACACAAGAUGCUACUUGCCUGAUGCGUAUAAGAUCAUGUCACUCAGAUGCAACAACCGGACCCAGUGUGCUGUGGUGGCCGGCCCUGACGUCUUCCCUGAUCCUUGUCCUGGCACAUAUAAAUACCUGGAGGUCCAGUAUGAGUGUGUUCCUUACACAUAGUUUUCUCCAAAACCUGGUUUCCAGCUCACUGCACAAUAAAUGCAUAAAGGUUCAGAGUGGAGAUUAAAG